This is a messenger RNA of Osmerus eperlanus (European smelt), 3049 nucleotides long. It is a transcript of the gene csrnp1b, whose product is annotated as cysteine-serine-rich nuclear protein 1b. Gene Ontology annotation, molecular function: sequence-specific DNA binding; DNA-binding transcription factor activity, RNA polymerase II-specific. Gene Ontology annotation, cellular component: nucleus. The record is from RefSeq and is a predicted model, not a curated record. Bases 155 to 2014 code for a protein of 619 amino acids. Gene Ontology annotation, biological process: regulation of transcription by RNA polymerase II. NCBI's taxonomy places the organism in Eukaryota, Metazoa, Chordata, Actinopteri, Osmeriformes, Osmeridae. The transcript has 5 exons.
AAACGCUUUGGCUUGUACGGUGCUCGUGGGCUACAAGAGCCAAACAAAAGCGAGCGGGUCUGUAGCCUACAGAACAAUUGAAUCGUUUGAAUUAGAGUUGAUCUGCUGAUAUCACUAAUGCUGAUCGGAUACGUAAAUUCUUGAUCGUUCCCCAAUGCUAGCGGCCAUGAGUGGGCUCAUUCUCAAGAGGAAGUACGAGGAGGUGGAGGAGGACCCAUGCUACUCCUCGUCAUCCUCACUCUCCUCUUCGGCCUACUCCGGCUCGGACUCGGAGAGCGAGAGCUGCUACUCUGACACACUGGACUCCACCCCCAGCAACCCCAGCUCCCCAGCCACACAUUUCCACACCACAUCCAUCUUGAAGAAGGCAAAGCGGGUGCGGCGGGAGCGCGGGACCAACGUGACCUUUGACCAGGUGACUGUGUUCUUCUUCCAGCACUGCCAGGGCUUCAUCAGCGUGCCCAGCCGGGGGGGCUGCUCACUGGGCAUGGUGCAGCGUCACAGCGCCCUGCGCACCUACACGCUGGCAGAGUUUGCUGCAGAGCAGAUUGUACUACGCCGCAAGAAGCUCCUGGACCGCCUAAGGGAGGAGAAGCUGGAGGCGCUGAAGCUGAAGCUGACCAAGAACGGCACGCAGGAGAGUGAGGAGGCAGAGCACCUGACCGUAGACGACAUCCCAGAGGAGGAGCUGGACCUGGGCACCGCCGGCACCUGCCUGGACGAUGGCUCCUUCCUGCACCCGUACUCGUCCAAGCGACGCCAUAUGCUCCUCAAAGCUGCCGGCGUCAAGAAGAUUGACAAGGAAGAGAAGAGGCAGUUGCACGAGCUGCGUGUGUCACGUGAAGACUGCGGCUGCAACUGUCAGGGCUUUUGCGAGCCCGAGACCUGCGGUUGCAGCCUGGCUGGUAUCAAAUGUCAGAUGGACCACUCGUCUUUCCCUUGUGGCUGCACUAAGGAUGGCUGCGGAAACACGGAAGGCCGCAUACAGUUUAACUCCAGCCGCGUGCAGACCCACUACAUCCACACCAUCAUGAAACUGGAACUGGAGAAACGUCUGGAGGAGCACUCUGGACCAGAGGAAGAGGAGGUGGAAGGGAAGCUUGAGGUCAAUGGCUUCCAGUUAGACUGCUCUAACCACGGUUACGGCCACAGCUGCAAGCCCCUGGGGCUCCCACCUCAAGCGGAUCAUUCCUGCCAAACAGUUUCUCUCCCCACCGGAACCUCUUUCCACUUCUGCACAGAGCUGGCGGCGGGUGGGGAGAACAGCUGCAGCAGCGACAUGACGGACUCGUCCUCGGGCUCCUCUGCCCACGAGGACUCUGAGGCAGGGGAGCGUAGCCCAGGUGAGGAAUGCUUCCCGCUGGGUGUGGAUGAGAGCAGCCUAAGCCGCAUCCUGAGGUUCAGCAACGCUGACAAUGAAGACUGUACCAUCAACUGCAGGGGUGUGACAAACUGCCUCAACAACAACUGCCAUGAGAAGCAGCAAGCUCUGCAGCAGUCGACCACAUCCUUGUUCGGAGGCUUCAGCUCGGCAGAGUUCCCUGAUGAGAAUGAAAACAUUGAUGCCGCCCUGUUAGACUCUAUAGAUGAUCACAUGAGCAGUCGGGCAGCAACAAUAUCGGAACUGUUGGACGAGAACGCCAACCAGGGCAAUGGUCUCUUCCACAGUGGCAGUGUUCAACGCACUCCCUCACCGUCCUUUGACCAGUCAGUCAGCUAUGGCAUGGACCUGAGCUUGUCCUCCGAGUCAGACCUGGAGUUUUUUGAUGGCUUUCCCUGUCUGGGGACGAGCUCGCUCUACAACUCCCUUAAAAAAUACGAACACAACAAUUUCUUUCAGUUCCAGAUGCCUAGUUACCCCAGCCUCCUUCAGGCCAGUGAUCCGGGGACCUGCCUUCUGGAGUCUCUGAUUGGCCUGUCAGAAUCUGUCCCAGAAUCCCCUGCUACUUUUACAGACAAUCAGUUGUUAGAGGAAGCCUUCAAGCUUUCUGUUAUGGAAUCUGUGAAAGGGUAACACAACAUAAUGUUCAUAGGAUUUGAAAAUAGGAAAUGAAAAGGGGGGUGGGGGCUGUCAGUGCACAAACUUGUCACUUGAUGUCAAGUAAUGUCAAACUUGUCAUAAACUUGUUUUUGAUGUUCACGGUUCAAAGCUGUGAUCUCCCUCUAGCUUAUAAUUUUCACGAUUCCAUACUUGUCUUCCAAAUGUGAGCAAAGCAGUGUUGGGACUAAUGAGAUACAAAAUGACAUUUCAGUUAAGAGUCUGUGUAAGAAAUACAAGCUCAAUUUGGUUGUUUUGAAAUUAUCUUAAGAGUGAUACUGCCUGUCAAAUCCUUUUUCAACCAAACUUAAAACUCCAUCCAAAAGGUGUUGUGCAUAAGCCUUGUUGGUGUCAUGAAAGGGAAUCUUUGUUGAAUGUGCACCUCAGGGACUUUUUGUAGCUUUUAUAGUAUGUAUUGUGACUGAUGCUGUGUUUAGGAGUGGGCCUACCUUGAAACUGACACGGUCAUGAUGUUGACCCCUACAUGGGUGUAUGGCUCUGUCACAGUUGACUUGAGUAGAUGGGGGUCAACUCUGUUAUUGAUUCUAAAGGGGAGUCAUUAUCCUCAAAAUUUCUUUUGAUUCUCUCGGAUGGAUUCAACAGUUGAGAGGAUGGGGUUAUUAUUUAUGAGAUUGUUAAACUACAAAAUGAUUUCAGUUGAAAGUGAUGUUCAAAACAGAAGCUGAAAUAUCUCAUGUUUAUUUUUUAUUUAUUUAAUUCAUAAUGUUAUUGUAUUUAUUUCAUAUGAUGACCUAUAUCAUUCAUAUUGAAGGGGCACUUUGGUUUGACAUUUUUACCCGGAAGUACUAUCUCCUUAUCAAUUCCCCUCCCCCCCUUUUCUUUAGGCCUACAGAGAAGCAUCAGGGAAACAGGACAAGUCUUUAAUAUAUGUUAUAUAUGUUAUUAAUUUAAAUAUAAUGCAUUGGUGAAUUAUUUUGUUUAUUAUUUCACUAGUUCUUAUAAUAUGAGACAUUUUAUUUGAAGGCAAUAAAAUGGGUGGUUUACCGCUUG